GGUCUGUUGCACUAAGGUGUCCAGCUGUCGGACGUAACGUGAUAACUCAGCACCUGGACUCCGGGAGGAAAGAAGAGACGAGCAGCCUGCCCCCUCUGCCUGUUAUCUACGGAAAAGGAGCGGUGCAGCAGCCAUGGAGGCCUCAAGGAGACGAACCCAGCACGGGGCCAACGGGAAGGACUCUGAACAGGGGGAGCAGCCGGCACAAUGGGGGAGAGCAUGGGAGGUGGACUGGUUCUCCCUGGCCAGCGUGAUCGGCCUCCUCUGCUUCGCCCCCUUCAUCGUCUUCUACUUUGUGAUGGCCUGUGACCAGUACCAGUGCUCCGUCAGCCAGCCCCUGUUGGAGUUGUUCCGAGGGGAGACUACGCUGCUCUCCAUCUGGGCCCGGGCACCCUCCUUCACCUGGUCAGCUGCCAAGAUAUACGCCGCCUGGGUGGGCUUUCAGGUGUUCCUGUACAUGUGCGUUCCUGAUGUGACUCAUAAGUUUAUUCCUGGCUACGUCGGUGGAGUGCAGGACGGAGCACGAACUCCUGCUGGCCUGAUCAACAAGUACGAGAUCAACGGGCUCCAGUGUUGGCUGAUCACUCACGCUCUGUGGUACGCCAACGCCCAGCAUUUCCACUGGUUUUCUCCCACCAUCAUCUUCGACAACUGGAUCCCCCUGAUGUGGUGCACUAACAUACUGGGCUACGCUGUGUCCAGCUUUGCUUUCGCUAAGGCCUACCUCUUCCCCACCAACUCUGAAGACUGCAAGUUCACGGGGAACAUCUUCUACAACUACAUGAUGGGCAUCGAGUUCAACCCGCGCGUUGGCAAGUGGUUCGACUUCAAGCUCUUCUUCAACGGCCGGCCCGGCAUCGUGGCCUGGACUCUCAUCAAUCUGUCCUACAUGGCCAAGCAGCAGGAGCUGUACGGACACGUCACCAACUCCAUGAUCCUGGUCAACGUGCUGCAGGCCAUUUAUGUGCUGGAUUUCUUCUGGAACGAGGCGUGGUACCUGAAGACCAUUGAUAUCUGCCAUGACCACUUUGGAUGGUAUCUGGGCUGGGGAGACUGUGUGUGGCUGCCAUACCUCUACACACUGCAGGGUCUGUACCUGGUGUACCACCCGGUCCAGCUGUCCAACGCCCACGCCCUGGCCGUCCUGCUGCUCGGCCUGGUCGGCUACUACAUCUUCCGCUCCACCAACCACCAGAAGGACCUGUUCCGGCGCACGGAGGGCUCCUGCUCCAUCUGGGGCCGGAAGCCGGCGCACAUCGACUGCUCCUACCGCUCCGCCGACGGCGGCGUCCACCACAGCAAGCUCAUGACCUCGGGCUUCUGGGGAGUGGCGCGCCACCUCAACUACACGGGCGACCUGAUGGGCUCGCUGGCCUACUGCGCCGCCUGCGGCUUCGGCCACGUCCUCCCGUACUUCUACAUCAUUUAUAUGACCAUCCUGCUGGUACACCGCUGCGUGCGUGACGAGCACCGCUGCGGCAGCAAGUACGGCAAGGACUGGAAGCGCUACACGGACGCUGUGCCUUACCGACUAAUUCCCGGGGUGUUUUAAAGCAGGAGGGCGGGGGGAACGGGGAGGGAGGGUGGGGCUAAGAUUUAAAAGGAUUCAGAGUUCAGGGCAAGAUAAACAUGAGGGGUGUUUUGUGUUUCAUGCGUAUCCAGAAUGCACCACACUGAGCAUUGAACAGCACACGUGUGCAGGCAGCUGUACACGUGUGCUGUAUGUGCAGGAACAGGCAGGUUAUUGCUAUAUUCUAAUUUGAUACACCAGUCUGCUGCUUUCAUUAUGCUGUGACCAGUUAACACAGUUAAACACACUGUAACAGUACAAUAUAGCUGAGGAGCUAUUAGGACCAGGUACUUAAACCAGAAGCCAAAAUCAGGAAGAGAUCUUGUCUGCAGUCAAAAUACAACCCAUUUGAAACAUGCAGCCUAUUAUGGCCGGUAUUUACAUUUAUAGUCAGGUGGCGACCUCUAAUGGCCGUGCUCAUAAUGGCUGGAGCAAAGGAGGAAGUCGGGUGACGUAGUGUAAGGAGUGACAUAUGUUUGCGUAGGGUGGAGAUCGGGGGAGGGGGGUGGGGGGGGGGUGGGGGGGGGAUAUGUACGGGUCAAACAAACACAGGACUUUGACUCAGGAGACCACCGUUAGUGUGACCAAUCCAAACCGUGAUCCGUGAUCUUUCCCUCAACCCAACCAAACUGCACCCGUUGGACAACGUUAAAUUAAUCACGUCACGACCGGCCCGUUUAAGUGUUAAUCUCCUGCCUUUCUAUAAUGACCAUAAGAAACGACGUGUUCAUUCCUCACAAAGCGGUGACGUUCCCACGUUGCAUUUUGUUUCAUAGUCAUUCAUCAGGUUCCACUUUCUCAAAUAUGAGAAUCGUGACGUUUUUUCCGUUUUAUGUCUUUGUAAAUGUAUCACCUGUCAGGAUUGUUUCUGGCUCAUGUUCAUGAAAAUCGAAUUCGACGACAGCACUUAGCACUCAGGUAACCUACGAGGAGAGCUUUUCAUCACUCUGCCUUUUCAGACUAAAUGAGUGAUUAGUAAUGUAUUUAUGAAUCAAUAUUGACUCAUGUUUUGUUGUUGCUCGACUGGCUUAAUGGACCAAAUGUGAUUGUUGGCUCGGCAGACAAGGCCUGCCUCAUGAAAAGUAAUCUUUAUUUAAAGGUUGUCUGAACGCUCCGAUUCACUCAGCCCGUUUCCCAUCGGACUGCCGGUAUGUUACAAUAGUUUGGGUUGGCUUGGUAACGGGUCCGGUCCUUAUAUUAUAGUUAUAGAACAGUUUAUUCAUUCACUGAACCUGUAAAGUGUUCUGAAAAUUACUUAAGUUAGUUGAAUCUUUGUAUUCGCUUUGUGUUGAACCAACAUGUUGAGUAGCAGCUCUAUGCUGAUACAUAGAAAUGUCCAACCACCAUGUUUUUAUUUCCUCAUGCCAGCACUGCCUUUCUUAUAGCGAUAAAGUCAAAAAACAAACUCA
Molecule: messenger RNA, 2979 nt
Organism: Cyclopterus lumpus (lumpfish)
Lineage: Eukaryota; Metazoa; Chordata; Actinopteri; Perciformes; Cyclopteridae
Gene: dhcr7
Product: 7-dehydrocholesterol reductase
Exons: 8
Coding region: 134-1552 (472 amino acids)
Biological process (GO): brassinosteroid biosynthetic process; cholesterol biosynthetic process
Cellular component (GO): endoplasmic reticulum membrane
Molecular function (GO): 7-dehydrocholesterol reductase activity
Source: RefSeq, a predicted model, not a curated record